Molecule: messenger RNA, 2333 nt
Organism: Elgaria multicarinata webbii
Lineage: Eukaryota; Metazoa; Chordata; Lepidosauria; Squamata; Anguidae
Gene: ARL2BP
Product: ADP ribosylation factor like GTPase 2 binding protein
Exons: 7
Coding region: 146-634 (162 amino acids)
Biological process (GO): positive regulation of tyrosine phosphorylation of STAT protein; maintenance of protein location in nucleus
Cellular component (GO): mitochondrial intermembrane space
Source: RefSeq, a predicted model, not a curated record
GUGGCCGUUUCCUGGGCAACGGGAGGAAGAAGAGGAAGGCCGCGGCCCUUUUAACGGACUCUAUGGGGAAGGCCGAAGCCUCCGCCUUUGUCUUGGUGGCGAGCGACGUGGCGGCGCUGGCUGGAGGACGGGUGACAAAGCAGUGAUGGAGACUUUAGAAGAAGAAAACUUUGGAAUAUCUAUCUCUUCGCCUUCUGAUGCUGAAUUUGAUGCUGUUGUCGGGUAUUUGGAAGACAUCAUAAUGGAUGAUGACUUCCAGCUCAUACAAAGAAACUUCAUGGAUAAAUACUACCAAGAGUUUGAUGAUACGGAGGAAAAUAAGCUAAUCUACACUCCUAUUUUUAAUGAAUAUAUCUGCUUGGUUGAGAAAUAUAUUGAAGAAAAGCUCUUGGAUAGGAUUCCUGGUUUCAGCAUGUCUGCAUUCAACUUGUCAUUACAGCAGCACAAGGAUGAAAUAGCUGGGGAUAUUUUUGACAUGCUUCUCACAUUUACUGACUUUCUGGCGUUUAAAGAAAUGUUCCUGGACUACAGAGCUGAGAAAGAAGGCCGAGGCCUGGACUUAAGUGGUGGAUUAGUGGUGACGCCCUUAAGCAAGUCUUCCAUGACGCCGUCCCAGAACAGCCUGCGACACUAGCUCUUGCCUCCAAAGGAGACACCGUCUUCACUUGGGAUGUACUGAACGCUCAAGACCGCGGAAAAGAUGAGCGUGAUGCCUAGGGUUACAGACCGAAUGACGUUUUGGCAGGCCUGGUCUUCUUCGCAGCCGCUCCUAGGAAUUCGUGUCCCCCCAUGAUCAAGUAUCACUCCGGCCCUGUUAAAAUAAUGGUCCCUUAGCACUCAUGCUGUGCCAGCCAAGCUGGAUUUUAUGUCAUGGAGAUCAGCGAGUGCAAUGAUCUAAGAGGGCUGCUGUUUUUGUUCUUCAGAAGGAAACACAAAACCCUGGCAUUUCUCCUGGUGAAUGGUAAUGGAAGGCAUGCGUUGAACCUGCCUUGGUUCUAACCUCAUAGCCUCCGUGAAGCCUCAGAACCACAACACAUCUGGCCCAAUGUUUUUAGUGUAGUUCUGAAUGCCACACUACCAUGUUUGACUCUUAACAUGGUAGUGUGUGUGACAAAUAUAUAUGUAUAUAUAUUUAGCAUGAAAAUGUUAUCUGUAUUCUAGUAAUUCUGAACUUGUAACUUCCCGGUUUGUCACCUCCAAUGGACAAUUGUGUUGCUCUCAUAACUUGAGCUUAAAGACCUGAGCUGCAAAAGGAACCAGGUCCGUUUGGAAAUCCCAAGUUUUCUUUCCUGGGAAACGUCAUACCAUGUAUUGUUACUACCGUCAGUAUGUUCCCUAGCAUGGACGUUUCCCCCCAACUGCACUAUCAGUGUGGUGUGUGUGUCUGGACUCUAAACACUCACCUACAACUGUUGUGGCUUCCAAGGAACCUUUUGGAAUUCUAGUUCUGUGAAAUGCAAAUAUUUCCCCUAUUUUAAAACCAAACCAAACCCUGAAACACCGCUCCCCCAGGUCCCAUAAUGAUAUCUAUGCUGGUCUUCUCCACUACAAAUGUAAGCUGCUUUUAACUAUCAUGAUUCCCCCAACAGGGAAUCUCAGGAAUUAUGUGGCAGAUCUAUCCUGUAUGAUUCAAUUACCUGUGAGCUCUGGAAUUUCAUCAGUGUUGGGUUUUCUGGAGACCUUUGCUUGUGCAACCUUGUGUGUGCGGCACUGUUUUUGCUAUAGCUUUUGUUGGGCUCUUACAACAACAGACCUCCAGAACUUUACUGAGGUCUUUCUUCCUACAUCCUGGCUAAGCCAGAUCAGCUGAUAAUAUCUGCCCAUGAUGUUGGACUAGCUCAAUGUACACACAUCCCAGUUUUUGCUUGCUCUGACAUAGGUCUAUGGGGCUCCUGCCCAGAAGGAUGUAGUGAUUGCUGCCAUCUUGAAUUCAGCCACACGGCAGAGCCAGCCAAUAGAAGUAAGAAGUUCAAAUCCCCAAGAGUCCCAUUUUGUGUAUAACCUGCCUUCAUUCUACACUGGCUACACAGUGGUUAAGAUCUUACGUAUGUAUUACCCAUAUGUAUGCUCCUGUCAUUCCUAGACUCAGCCAUAUCUGGGGAAGACUUUUUCCAAAGACACAUAAUGGAAGAGAGGCCAAAAUAAUUGAGACUAGCAGAGCCUUUCAAACUAAUUCUUUUUCCAUAUAAGGAAAAGGAAGUGUUUCUUGCAAUGUGGUUGGCUAAAAACCUCUUCCAUUGCCAUUUUUUGGGUGAUUCACAAUCUAGAACAGUAUAUGCUUGACAAAUACUUGAUUUGGAAUAAAUACUAGAGAGAGAAGGGAGUCAAUUUAA